Hyaloperonospora brassicae is the source of this 1188-nucleotide messenger RNA. The record is from the annotation of a GenBank genome assembly. NCBI's taxonomy places the organism in Eukaryota, Oomycota, Peronosporomycetes, Peronosporales, Peronosporaceae.
AUGACCGCCGCCCGCUGGAGCCCGUGGCCGCUCGUGCUCCCGUUCGUCCCCGCAGCUGCGACUGCGCUCCUCCAGAGCGAAGACGAGCGCCAGCGCCUGCGCGCGCUCCUCGCGCAGACGGCCGCCACGCACGCAAAGCUCGCGCUGCUGUGGCUCGUGCGGGCCGUCCAAGUCGGGGCCGGCCUCGCAGCGCUCGUGGGCUCGGCCGCGGUGCUCUACGCACUGCUGUACGCGCUCGUGAUGCCCUCGCGCUUCCACGACCAGGAGGUCUUUUUCGACUAUGGCCCGCGCCACGCUGCGGUCACACAGCCGCCGGACGGCUGCGCGGUCCCCAGCGCGUCGCUCGACUUGCACGACCCCGUGCACCAGUGGCAGUCGCUGGUCGGACCGACUCGGGCCACGCCGGCGGCAGUGCUCGUCCCGGGCGUCACGUACGACGUGAUGCUCGAGCUGACGCUGCCCGAGUCCCGCGCGAACGCAGAGGUCGGCGUGUUUAUGGUGGCCACGUCGCUGUGGGACGCUGCGCAGCAGACGCAGCUCGCGAGCAGCGUGCGGCCGCUCAUGCUCCGCGACCUGCCGGCGCCCGUGCGCUGGGUGCAACUCGCGUGGUGGCUCGUGCCGUACGCGUUGGGCGUCGCAGAGCCCGUGCAGACGCUGCGCGUCAUGGCGAUCAACGGCUAUGUCGAGAGCGCGGCGUUCCCCGUGACGCGCGUGGACAUUGAGUUGAACACGCCCAAGGUGCAGGUGGCAGCGGCCAAGCUCACGGUCAUUGCGCAGCUCACGGGCGUGCGCUACUUGAUGUACCAUUGGGCCGUGCCGACGGCUGCGUUGUUCAUUCUGAACAUUGCGUUUGUCGAGCUCGUGGUGCUCGUGGUGCUCUAUGCUGUCUACGUGCUCCCCCAACUGGACGGAGAUGCGGCGGACGUGACGGUGCUGGAAGUGGCGGCUGCCGAUGCCGCUGUGCUGGAAGCGGCUGCUAUCGAAGCGCGUGACAAGGCGAAGCAGAUGGGGGAGAAGCAGGCGGCAGCGAAGGCUGCCGAGACGGAUGUUGCGGCGAAGAGUGAGGGGCUGAGCGGCGGAACGUCAUGUGUGGACGAGGGAGUGCACGAGUCGUCGACUGACGGUGCAAAGAGUUUCAAAGAAGAAGAGAUGGGGGCGAAGGAAGAGCGUGUGGACGAGCUGUUCUAG